AAAAUACAGAAGGGACCUUCCUUGAUCAUUCAUUCAUUCAUUCAUUCAUUUAGUUUAGUUUACUGCCUCCAUAGUUUUAGUUUCUCAUCCACUUGAAUUGGCAAUAGCAAUAGACUGAUAAAGCUUGUGGCUACAAUCUUCUGCACAGAUAUUAUUUGUUUGCAGAGUCGAUUCCUACCCUAUUAUACCCUUUAAAAUUGAUUGCCAGCCAGUGCGACGGAACAAAAAGAAAAUGAAGAUUUUACUUUUCUCGGCAUCAGUGCUGCCAAUGGUGGCAGCCUUUACGUCCACGUCUCGCAAUGCUCUUUUGACGCCAACUCUGAGGGAUACAUAUGAGGAUAAUGCUCAUUCAGGGACACGGCUUGACAUGGCCUUUCAGACAGAGCAAGCCACCAACAUGUUCGAUGGCCCUUUGGCUUUGACCCGAGAGCGUGAUGCAUGUGGUGUUGGUUUCAUUGCAAACACAAAGAGUGGAGAGGAAUUUGGCACACACAAAGUGCUCCAACAAGGACUUUCAGCUCUUUCUUGUAUGGAACAUCGUGGUGCUUGUGGUGGAGACGGGGAAUCUGGAGAUGGUGCCGGAAUCAUGACACAGAUCCCUUGGAAACUGUUCAGUGAAUUUAGAUCAGAUAAUUGCCCCCAACCAGGUGUUGGAAUGAUUUUCCUGCCAAAGAACGAAGAACGUCGCAAUGCCGUGAAAACCAUGAUUGAAAAUGUCUGCAAAGCCAAUGAGCUAGGCUUUCUGGGCUGGCGAGAAGUACCUGUCAACCCCAAUUCUCUUGGGCCCAUGGCACGGGAUGCGAUGCCUAGCAUUUGGCAAUUCUUUGUCAAAGGACCCCAACGACUCAAGAAUGACGACGACGAACGGGACGGUUUCGAACGAACACUUUAUCUGGUUCGCCGUCGUUUUGAGGUCGAACGAAAGAGACUCGGUCUUGUCUGGGAUGACGAUGAUGGCGAGGUUUAUGUGGCUUCCCUGAGCUCACAGACCAUUGUGUACAAAGGAAUGGUUCAGUCAGCGGUUCUCCCACAAUUUUACAAGGAUCUCACCAAUGAAGAUUUCACCACCAAGUUUGUCAUUUACCACAGACGUUUCUCCACAAACACAAACCCUCGGUGGCCCCUAGCUCAACCUAUGCGAGUGGUGGGUCACAAUGGAGAAAUCAAUACUCUUUUGGGAAAUGUCAACUGGAUCAAGGCUCGCGAGGCAUCCAAAGGAGGUAUCCCAACAGGUACCAAAAUGGAUCCUGAGUCCUCCAUCCGCGAUUUUGUGGACUACGAUUCGACGGAAAACAUUGUGACAAUGUGCAAUACGCAAGACAUUCCUUCCCUACUGGAACCUGUCGUCGACCUCGAUCGUUCAGACUCCGCCAACUUGGACUCGGUCUUUGAACUCAUGACCAAAUCUCGUCAUCGAGCUCCAUGUGCAUUGAUGGCCAUGGUUCCUACAGCCUAUGAAAACAACCCAGAUUUGAAGAACAACCCAGAAAUCGUAGACUUUUACAAGUUCCACGGAGGUCUGUUGGAAGCUUGGGAUGGACCUGCUCUCUUGGUGUUCUCGGACGGAAAGUCUAUCGGAGCCUCUCUGGACCGAAAUGGACUUCGACCGGCCCGUUACUCCAUUGCCAAAGACGGUUCUGUGUACAUGAUGAGUGAGACUGGAGUUAUUCCCGGUCUGCCAGAAUCAGAAAUUGUGGAGAAGGGACGUCUUGGUCCUGGUCAGAUGAUCAAUGUGGACCUCAAGACAGGAGAGUUCAAGGACAACAUCAAGAUCAAGAGUGAAAUUGCUUCUCGUCAUCCUUACGGCGAAUGGCUCGAAAAGAAGAGGAAGGAUGUCAAGAAGACAGAGUUCCCAGCUGAACGUUUGUACGACGACAAAACAACUACAUACGCUCAGUCCACGUUCGGUUGGAGUCUUGAGGAUAUUGGAAUGCAGAUUGCUGACAUGGCUGGCGCAGCAAAGGAAACCACUUAUUCCAUGGGAGACGAUGCUCCACUGUCAGUGUUGUCGGAACGACCACACCCACUCUACAACUAUUUCAAGCAACGUUUUGCCCAAGUUACAAAUCCCCCAAUCGACCCCCUGAGGGAAGGACUUGUCAUGUCGCUUGGAAUGACUCUGGGUAAAAAGGAAAGCAUCUACAAGGUCUCAGAGAGGGGAGCUCGUCUCAUUCACUUGGAGUCUCCUGUUCUGAAUCAAGCCGAGAUGGACCAGAUCGAGGAGCUGGCCAAGGCGAAAAAUGGAGGCUUUGAACAGAAAAAACUAUCUACUCGCUACGCCCUGUCAGAUGGCCCUUCUGGAAUUGUUGCAGCCCUCGAUGCGCUCUGCGACGAGGCCGCCGAACAAGUAAGGAACGGCGCAGAGGUGCUGAUUUUGAGUGAUAUGGCUGAUGACCUAGCCGCCUUGGAAGAGACAACAUACAUCCCACCUCUUCUGGCUGUCGGCGCUGUUCACCACCGACUAAUUGAGGAUGGUCUCAGGAUGGAUGUUGGGCUUAUCGCAGAGACUGGAUCGGCAUGGUCGACUCACCAUUUUGCUUGUCUCGUUGGUUAUGGUGCCAACGCCGUGCACCCAUACAUGGCUCUGGAGACAGUCAAGUCGUGGCACGGUAUCGAGAGGACCCAAAAGAUGAUGGCAGCAGGCAAGCUCCAAAAGACAACAGCGGCAGAAGCACAGGAAAACUACCGGACAGCAGUGGAGAAUGGGCUAUUGAAAAUCUUGUCCAAGAUGGGAAUCUCUUUGCUGACAUCAUAUUCCGGAGCACAGAUCUUUGAGGCAUUGGGUAUUGGGGAAGACGCGGUCAAUCGAUGCUUCAAGGGUACAACCAGCCGCAUUGGCGGAAUGUCGCUGGAAGACAUCGCCUCGGAAACUGUGAUGAUGCGACCUGAAGCUGCCAAGGAAAAAAUGAAGCUUGCCAACUAUGGUUUCUAUAAACCCGUUCCAGCUUUGGGAGAGUACCAUGCCAACUCGGCCGAUCUUGCUAGGCUGCUGCACAAUGCCAUUGGUCUUGACAAGAAAGUCAGUGCUGCUACCAAUCGCGAUGAGCUCGAAAACGAUGGAGUGAAGCCAGCAAGUGUUGCAAACUAUGAAAUUUUCAAGGCCAGCCUCGAGACCGCGCCACUUGCUGCUAUUCGCGACUUGCUUGAUUUCGACUCUGAUCGUGAGAGUAUUCCUAUUGAGGAAGUAGAAACAACCUCAGAGAUCAUGAGAAGGUUCUGCACUGGUGCAAUGUCUCUGGGAGCUCUCAGUCGGGAAGCUCAUGAAACUCUUGCAAUUGCUGUCAACCGUAUUGGCGGAAAAUCUAACUCUGGAGAGGGUGGAGAGGAUAUUGUUCGCACCAAGCCAAUCCGCGAUGUCGACGAAAAGGGGAGAAGCCAAACAUUUCCUCACUUGGCAGGACUCAAGAAUGAAGAUUCUGCCAACUCAUUUGUCCACCAAGUUGCUUCUGGACGAUUUGGUGUCACCCCACAAUUUUUGGUCACUGCGAAACAACUGGAGAUUAAGAUGGCUCAAGGAGCCAAACCAGGAGAAGGUGGCCAGCUGCCAGGAACGAAAGUCUCCGACUACAUCGCAACACUGCGUGCAAGCAAACCUGGUGUAACACUCAUCUCCCCUCCACCUCACCACGACAUUUACAGUAUUGAGGAUUUGGCGCAGUUGAUCCACGACCUUCACGCUGUGAAUGAAAAGGCGGGUGUGUCUGUGAAACUUGUUUCGUCGAUUGGAAUUGGAACGGUCGCUUGUGGAGUUGCGAAGGCACAGGCUGAUGUGAUUCAAAUUUCUGGUAACGACGGUGGAACAGGGGCUUCACCACUCUCUUCCAUCAAGCACGCUGGAUGUCCUUGGGAACUUGGUCUCGCCGAAGCCCAUUCAGCACUGCUCAACAACAACCUUCGUGAUCGAGUUGUGAUCCGUGUUGACGGAGGAAUCCGCACUGGAAGGGAUGUCGCCGUUGCAGCCAUGAUGGGAGCAGAAGAAUAUGGUUUUGGCACAAUUGCAAUGAUCGCCGAGGGUUGUGUGAUGGCCCGUGUUUGCCACUUGAACACCUGCCCGGUCGGAGUGACGAGUCAGAAAGAGGAGCUUCGAAAGAAGUUUCCGGGCACCCCUGAACACGUUGUUAACUUCUUCCAGUUCGUCGCUGAGGAAGUGAGAGAGCUGAUGGCACACUUGGGAUAUUCCAAAUUCGAAGAUCUGAUCGGAAGAGCAGAUCUCCUCAAAGCCAGUCAGGAACAAAGUGACCGGGUGGCAAAGACGAAGAGCGUAAAUCUGGAUCAGUUUUUCAGUGGAGUGCCAGACACAGCUGAAAAUCGCGACUUCCUGAGGGCAACCAUGGAGACGGGGCAGAAGGUACCGAAGGAAGAAAUCGUACACAUCAACGGAUUUAGUUCUGACUUGGACCGCGAGAUCUGCGCAAACGAAGAUGUUCAAAAGGUGAUUGCAGAGAACGCUGGCGAAGCCGCCGUGAGCCUGAAGAUCAAGAACACAGAUAGGAGUGUCGGUGCCAUGAUCGCCGGUGACAUUGCUCGUGCACACGGAAACAUUGGUUUCGAAGGAAAGAUUACGCUUCAACUUGAAGGAAGUGCAGGGCAGUCGUUCGGAGCUUUUGUGCUCCCUGGUUUGUCUGUCCGAUUGAGCGGUGAAGCCAAUGACUAUGUCGGCAAGGGAAUGCAUGGUGGUGAGAUUGUUGUCGUUCCCGACAAUGAUGCAAGCUUUGUUUCGGCAGACUCGAGUAUUGUUGGCAAUGCUUGCCUGUAUGGUGCAACUGGCGGUGAUUUCCAUGCGAAUGGACGAGCAGGUGAGCGAUUUGGUGUUCGAAACAGUGGCGCUUUCGCCGUUGCUGAAGGGGCUGGUGAUCAUUGCUGCGAGUACAUGACUGGAGGUGUUGUGGUUAUCCUGGGAAGCGUUGGUCGAAACGUUGGAGCCGGAAUGACAGGUGGUCUUGGAUACUUUUACGAUGCCGACGGCUCUUUCCCCGAGAAGGUUAAUGGAGAAAUUGUUCAGAUGCAACGACUGGCUACUUCCGAAGGAGAAGCCCAGUUGAAACACAUGAUCGAGCGCCAUUACGAGCUCACUGGAAGCGAACGGGCAGAAGAGCUCCUCAACUCUUGGGAAGAAUCCAAGGAUAAAUUUUGGCAGAUUUACCCACCAGCAGAAGCUGAGACAGCGCUAGUGAAGGAGAAGGAUGUCAUUGCCGUCGAUGAACUUCGGGUAUCGGCCUCCGCUCCUAGCGGUGAAGUUUGCUUCCUCCCCGGAAUCAAGAUGUCGCCGGAGCAGACGCAACGAUGCGCUGACUAGCUAAAAUGAUUGUUCAUAGUAAUUAAUAAGAUGUGCAUGGCUACUAGCUAGUUGUAUCUGAGGACUACAAUCAGUGUGUAGCAAGCCCACAACACGAAUUGGCACCUCUCCCAAAAAUUUGAAGGAAGACAUUCCCCCCCUACCUUUCUCAAUGAACUGUCCAUACUAGCCAUCAUAGCAGCUCCAUCAUUGACUUGGCCGGGGUGAACCGGAGAGCAAAUCGCAACAUCAGGGCCAGCUGGCUGGGAGGAUUGCUCUGGCUUAGUCUCCAACCGACCUUCCUUCAUCAAGACCACGGCGCACAUCCGGAAAAAAUCAUUGGCAUCCAUUGGCUCAAAGCCCAAAGGCAAUACCCGCACCAAACGCAAAGUUUGCGCGUUUGAAUGCACAGGAACCUUGGUGGUAGCAUAGUUCACAAGCUACCGGACGAGGCACCAGCCCAAUGGACUCGGCAGAAGAGACAUUCAUAAAAAUGCUUUUCCUUCUUCAUGGGCUGAGGCAAGAAAUAAUAAUGGACGCCGCUGCAGAGGCCGCCGUUGAUGUCGAUAUUGACUUGCUGAAAUUCCUGUUGAGACGACCAUGAGCAG
Seminavis robusta is the source of this 5883-nucleotide messenger RNA. Lineage: Eukaryota; Bacillariophyta; Bacillariophyceae; Naviculales; Naviculaceae. The record is from the annotation of a GenBank genome assembly.